UUUGGGAUUAGUCUUCCAAGUACGGCACCCGCGAAUAGUCGAAGGUUUUUUUUCUUCGUUCGAUUCCUGGACUUCAUUCCAAGUUCUGUGGGGUUUGCGCGAAAAUCGCUUGAUUGAAAAUUAGUACCUGAAUAAAAGGUAAAUACGCGACGCGACGUCCUAGCCGUCGUCGAAGGUGCUAGACAAACACUUCGGUCUGAUCCAGUGUCGUCGUCGUUGUUGUUGUUGUUGUUCCAAUAAUCUCGAUUCGGUUUUAAGUAAAGCUAUGUUCGAUUGCGAGCGAUUAGAAUCGGAAAGGCCUUCUUGGAUGAAGGAGCUUUGGUGGUGAUAACGAGACAAACGCAAGGCCGCCUUUCUCGAGACUCCUCGUUUUUUUUGUGUGUUGUUGUCAUAGUAAACCUUACUUCAAGUGUGUACUUAACAGGUACUUAUAGUACCAAGGAAAAAAAUUGAAAAAAUACCUUAAAAAUAGUUAAAAAGUGAACACGAUGAGUUUCGCCCAGAAGAAGGGUUUCCCGGCACCGGCCAUAGACAUCGAAUCGCCGGAUUCACGUGACGAUCAGAAGCUGCUGCUGAGCAACAGUCCUCCAUAUGAGAAACUUUCCCCCCUGGAUGGACCCUUCCAGCAUUACGGAAAUGGAGGAACGCAACCAACAAUCGUCUCGGCGUCGCAGCAGCAGCAGAAAAACGACGGCAGUCCUGUGACGCCGGUUUCGCCGCUCAUCUACACGCCCCGAUCGCCGACGCUUGGCGGAAGAAGGAGUCGAGCUCUUCGUCCAGGAACCACCCGAAAGUAUCGAAAGCGUGCAAUUCUAAAAAGUGGCGAGUGCAACAUUUUUACCUCGAAGGCCUCGAACCAUAACCUGCGAUUUCUUCAGGACAUUUUCACCACCCUUGUCGAUGCUCAAUGGCGUUGGACUUUGCUAGUGUUUGCCUUCAGCUUCAUCGGCUCGUGGCUGUUCUUCGCCGUCAUCUGGUGGCUGAUAGCAUUCACCCAUGGAGAUCUGGAGGAGCUUCAUCUGCCCGAUAAUCAGGAGGCCAUCGGCUGGACUCCCUGUGUCUUUAACAUCAAAUCGUUCACCUCGUGUUUCUUGUUUUCGAUCGAAACGCAGCACACAAUCGGUUAUGGUGUGCGGACGACGACCGAGGAGUGUCCGGAGGCGAUCUUCAUCAUGUGCUUCCAGUCGAUCUACGGAGUCAUGAUCCAAGCCUUUAUGGUGGGUAUCGUCUUUGCCAAGAUGACCAGGCCGAAGCAUCGAACCCAGACGCUGCUGUUUUCGAAGACGGCUGUCAUCUGUCAGAGAGAUGGAGAGUUGUGCUUCAUGUUUAGAAUUGGUGACAUGAGGAAAAGUCAUAUUAUUGGGGGUAAUGUGAGGGCCCAGUUGAUCAGGAGUAAGAUCACUAAGGAGGGAGAGGUGCUGUCACAGUAUCAGACGGAGUUGGAGGUUGCUGUGGAUGGAGGAGCAUCGGAUUUGUUCUUCAUCUGGCCACAGGUCGUAUGUCAUAGGAUCAACGCUGACUCGCCGCUGUACAAUAUGUCGGCCUCUGAUAUGCUUCAAGAGAGGUUUGAGAUCGUUGUUAUUUUGGAGGGAACUGUCGAAUCUACGGGUCAGUCGACGCAAGCCAGAUCUAGCUAUGUGAAUACGGAAGUUUUGUGGGGCCAUCGCUUCGAGCCGGUCGUUUUCUACAAUAAGGAGAAUCAAGGGUACGAGAUCAACUACAGCAAGUUCCACGAGACUCACCAGGUGGACACACCCUUAUGUUCAGCCCGUGAACUUUCAGAGUUCUACAAGAUCCAGGACGACUACAGGAGUAACGACAACCUGGACAACAUCAGCUCGAAAACGCUGCUCGAAAAGCGCUGGCAGAGUAAGUAUCGCUCCCUGAUGGAUUCGAUCAGUCAGUUCAACCUGGAGGACGAAACGGGAUCCCUGAGGGUGACGGGACCCGGAAGCACCCGCAGCUAUCUUACCAUUCAGAAUGUUCCCUCCCGAAGACGGUCAAUUUUGCAGCUGGAGAAUCGGCUUCAACAUCUGUUCGAUGGACCACCACCAGUCGGGGCGAAUGGGGCUCGGCCUCCAAGCACAACUCCUCCGCCACCGAUCUGCGAGAACAAUGUCCUGGUGUUUACUCCGAAUCGAAAUGGACGACGGAUGUCUAACCGGUGAGAUUCGUUAUUCCCGGGUAGAUCACCCUCCAUUUCAUUGACAGAUCUUUAGAAGCAGCACAAUUCAGAAACAAAAAAAAAAUCAUUGGAAUCUUACCGAACCACUAGUAUUUUAAGUGCACGUCUUCAUUAAAAAGUUCAUGCGAUCAUGUAAAACAUGAAAGCGCCGCAGUUUCCAUUAGUGUUUUAAGACUAGGAAUUAAAUCUCGUUUAGCUAGGAACAAAAGAAAAAGUAUUAGUCGAACAAAUCAAUUGACGAAAAUGAUGAAAAAAAAACGAUCGAUGAGAAUAAAUGAAUAUGAAA
Uranotaenia lowii is the source of this 2471-nucleotide messenger RNA. RefSeq names its product G protein-activated inward rectifier potassium channel 3 (gene Irk2). Gene Ontology annotation, biological process: potassium ion import across plasma membrane; regulation of monoatomic ion transmembrane transport. Gene Ontology annotation, molecular function: inward rectifier potassium channel activity. Gene Ontology annotation, cellular component: plasma membrane. The transcript has 4 exons. The record is from RefSeq and is a predicted model, not a curated record. NCBI's taxonomy places the organism in Eukaryota, Metazoa, Arthropoda, Insecta, Diptera, Culicidae. The coding region runs from base 489 to 2168 and encodes 559 amino acids.